AGUGACGAUAUCAUCGAUCUCCACAGGGCCAGGUGGACCACGUAGUGAACCCGGUGUGUUAGCCUGAAUGUAGCGGUGAUGAUUUUUUUCAUUUGUAGAUAACUUUAAACUGCGCAAAAUGACGGACUACGCGGAGGAACAGAGGAAUGAACUAGAAGCGAUAGAAUCCAUCUACCCAGAUUCAUUCACAGGUCAGAAUUUCAGUGAAAUACACGGGAAGUUACAGUUAGCGAGCUAACUGGCUAACAGGAGGGGACGUUAGUUAACUGGUUUGGUGUGUGGUUAUUCAGAAAUAACGAAAAGACUGAUUGUUAUUAUAAUCACCGUUCUUGUUGACACUAGUGCUACUUAUGUUUUAACUUUGCUGGAGCUGAAUAUCGGACAAGCAGCUGUCACAGUGUGCCUUUUAAAAUUUCUAAUGGACAGUCUUCACCAUACUACAUCCAGAAAUAGUGCCGUUCAUCCCACAUUUAAGAGACUUUGUAGCUGUCUCAGAAAAUGUGUUUAUAAUAAGACAUUUGAAUUUGAUUGGGGUUUACCUCUUGAUUGGGUACAUUUAUGAUAGAGAUAUACUAUUGGAUGCCUGCACUGUAAAGUUGACAUUAGAUAAACUGUAGUUGUAAUAUAAUAUAACUGUAAUGUGUCUCAGUGUUGAUGACAACUUUAAUAGCUUUAAACUUGGUUUCUUUACGAUGGGGAUGUAACAAUGACGGCUUUCUUCUGGCCUGCAGACGCUUGCUUGCACGGGGUGCAAUAAUAGUAAUACAAUAAUAUAUACUGAUCAAUAUGUCUCUGUGUGUCUUUAGUUAUCUCAGACAGUCCGACCAGCUUCACCAUCACUGUGACAUCAGAUGCAGGAGAAAAUGGAGAGAGUGAGUAUACAGAUGUACACUGUGCUUUCAAUACAUAAUACGUUAUACCCUUAAGUUAGGAUACUGUGUGAAAUGUUAAAUAAUGCAGAUUUUGAUCGGUCAUCUUAGGUUUUAGGUUAUUGAAAAUAGUGCUAAGAAAGAUCGUAGAUGUUGAGAAUGCAUUUUUUAACAUUUUCAUAGAAAUAUACUCUUUUGAAAUUUGGUGCCUGCAACAUUGUGAGGACCUCCUGAAACUUGAAAAAAGUCAAAGAUAAACUAUAAAGUCAGGAAUAGUUUAAAGACAAAGAGAGAAAGGUAGGCUUCACAAAAAGAGAGACCAGAACAAACCAUGUUCAUCAGUUGCUGAGGAGUAGCUGGUGUGUUACGCAUGCCAAAGGCUAUGACACAACACUGGAGGAAAUCAUCAGGUUUGAUAAAGGCAGAAACUUCCAACACCCAUUUGUCCCAGAAUCUGCCAGUUACCCUUCAAUAAGUCCAAUUAAGUAACAAAUCUGGAUCCCCUAACAUGACCUACACAGUCCUCCACUCGCAGAGAUAGUUGGGUCAUUCCAUGAAAUCGGUGCCUUUUCAGCUUAGAAAAUUUAAAAUUUAAACUAUAUUUAAUUGUUAAUUUUUUAGUACCCAGGAAUCAAAGAAUGUUUAAAAUGGCAGGAAAUGAUAUAGUGCCAUCUCAGGCUGUGUUAUUUCAUAUUUUAUAACCGUUUUCUCCGGGCUGUAUUCAUAAUCAACCCUGUUACCGACAUAAACUUAACAAAAUACAUAAUUUCUCAUUAGAAAUAUGCAAUAUAUGGUACAUAUAUUAGAAGUACUUCCAUUGAGAUUAUUUUAUUUUGUGGAUUUUUUUCUCCAAUUAGAUAUUUGUCAUUCAGAUGAUCAAAUAAACCCCAAAUGUUGCAUGGCGAUCACGUCUCAACAUACAUCAGAUAUUUUUUAGAAGAGAAAUGUAGAAAAAUGGCCCAAUCUAAAAUAUAAUGUAAUUUAAAUUAUAAUAGUAAGUGUUGAAAGCCCAUUUGAGUUGUCAUUUUUCACAUUUUUAUCAAAUUAAUGACAACAACAGGAUUGACGUCAUGGUUACAGGGCUGACAAGAGGGAAAGUAACUGGACACAAAGUAACUGGCUCUCCACCGGUGUACCAAUCAAUCAAUCAAUCAAUCAAAAAUAAUUAUUAGCUCAAUGAUGUUCACUUGAUGACCUAAAAUGUUUUGAUUUUAAAAGGUUAACCUUUCAAGAGAGUACAAUGAGGAUAAACAUUAUACUAUGUCAUCCCUGUUACUCACAUUUUAAAUCCUGUUACUGUGGAAAGGUAACAGGGUUGACAAUUUUAAGCUAAUCUGCCUGUGGCUAUCUUAAAUAAGUGCUAGCUAAAGUGCAAGCUAUGUACUUUGAAAGGUAAUUACUUGUAGAUAUUGUUUCUAUUUUGAGAAAUAGAGAAUUGUUUAGGUUUAUAUGUUAAAAAGUGGUCACAGGGUUGACGUUGUAUGCUUGUCCCCCCUGGUUAAACCUUGAAAAAAACAUAAAAAAUAGCACAUCAGAGAUAAGAGAAACUUAAUUGUUACUGAGCUGUUAGAAUCCUGGCUCAGAGACGAUGCAACUUCCUGUCAAUACAUGUCAAAUCUUGAAUUUACUAUUAUUCUUUUAGGGUUUUUUAGUUAGGGUAACAGGGUUGACAUGAAAUCAGGGCACGCCGAUAAAUUGGUAAAUAUUUAUAAUGACUAAUAUAUAUUAUUACCAAAAACACAGUUUAACAAUAAGAUCAUACUUAAACAAUAUGUAAAUGUGAAUAUUGUAACAUUUUGCCAACAUUUUACAAAUUUAAAGUCCUGUAUACGUACAGCAAUAGUAGUGAGGGACAGGCCUAAAACCUCACCCUCAUCAGCAUAAAAGUAAUUUAUAUUAUUUAAAAUGAUAUUUAAUUGACUUUAAUUUGAUGUUAUAUUAAGGAGAGAAGACAUGGUAAUGUUAUAUAUUUAAAUUACAUAUUAAUUCGUUGUUAUCAUAUUUUAUGAAUGAUUACUUCUUGGGGACGCAAAAGGCAUCAAUUUCAUGGAAUGACCCAGUUAACGAUCAAGUUUAUGUCCUCCCUCACCUUCCUGAGGCCCAUGCUAAAAUGAUCUUCACUGUGUGAGUUAACAGCAUGCAAACAUGAAGAGCUCCAAGCACUACAGGUGGGCUGAGUAAUGUCACGCUGAGCCAUGUACUCAACCUGCUGUUUAAGUCAGAAAUCACCUGAUAUGGAUGCUGUUUAAUGGGCUGUGAAUCAACAACAUCAAUGUCAUACAUCAACACAAGAGUCUGUCGAGAGUCAUCAGGAAACAUUGUUGUUGCCAAUCAAAUGUACCAAAUCUGAGCACUGAGAUUAAGACAGGUCAGACACUUCAGGUCAGAAAGGAGAGUUCUCAAGAUCUCAAAGUUUGACAACUUUGCCUGUGUCAAUGUUACAGACAAACUUGCUUUAUCCACCUCAGUACCAGACCCCUUACCUGCCACCAGACUCACAUAUGGUGCUACGACUUCAGCACUGGACAGCUCCACAGAAAUUACAGCUACCUCACCUCUCCGGGCUGGACCUCCACCUCCUUUUGCACCUACCCUCUUAUCAAAAUGAGACUUAAUUCUGUGAGGCACAAACGUUUUUCACCAACCUUGUCUUGGACUAUAUAAGCAAACUACUACCAGGAAGUGGCAGCAACAGUAACGCUCUAGAGUCUCCUUAGCUAUCUGUCAGGCAUGACGGAGUGUGUACCUGUGAUUUAUAAUCCAAAAGAUUUUUUUUUCAUCCCUUCUGAGAGCUACUUAUCCCCCCCAAACUCUUAAAGGACCGUUCAUGGAGUGAGCAAACACCAGCUUUGAUGGACUCAACUCCAGGAUCCCUAAAUUACCUCAUCCCAAUCCUUCUCAGACUCAGGGCAAUAUGUGUGCAGGUUUAGGAGCAACAUCUGCUGCUAUAUAACUCCCUUUAUAUUUCAGCAAGACAAUGACAAACCACAUUCUGCAGAGAUUACAACAACAUGGCUCUGUAGUAGAAGAGUCCUGCUGAUGAACUGGUCUGCCUGCAGUCCUGACUUGUCCCCUAUUAAAAAACAUUUGGAGCAUCAUGACACCAAAUAUAGGACAAGGAAGACCCUGAACUGUUUAGUAGCUGAAAUCCUCUAUCAGGCAAGAAUGGGACAACCUUUCACUUUUAGACCCCAGAAACUGGUCUGUUGGGUCACUAAGGUUUACAGAGGGUUGGUGAAAGAAGAACUGAGGACACAAGAUGAGAAACAUGAGCCCGAAACUACUUUUUGAAGUGUUUCCUAAAAUCAGAUUUAAAAUGAAGCGAGGUUUUUUUUAUGAAAAAAAAAAAAUCAGUUUUAACAAUUUAAAUGUUGUCUUUGUACUAUUUUAAAUUAGAUAUCAGCUUUUAGUGAUCUGAGUAGGCCUGUCACGAUAACAAAUUUUGCUGGACGAUAAUUGUGCUACAAAUUAUCGCCGAUAAACGAUAUUAUUGACACCAUUUUUAAAAUUAUAGAUAAUGAUAUUAUAUGGCAUAAUAAUGCGAGUACACCAUGUCAAAAGUGAUAAACUUUAAUUUCCACACGAGAACAACACUGGUUGUUUUCGUUGACUAAAAUAUUUCCCUUUUCUCCCACGACGAAGACGUAACGUUGACAAGCUAAACAUAAGUCGGAGAUGACUAAAAUGUGACGAGACGAAAGUGCGUUUACGUUGAUGGGACGAGACGAAAAUGACGAACAGAGUUGCAAAACUCAGUCAGUUAAACGCUAAACUUAUAGGAGCAGCUUCAGUCCGCUCCGACAGCUCUCAUCAGCCUGCUGUGCUCCUCCAACACACACACACGCACGCGCGCGCGCGCACACACACACACGUGGAGUUUUGUGGUUGACUAAAACGAAACUGGUUUAAAGCCGAAAUAUUCCCACACUUGGGCUGUUGCGUUCGGUUUAGACACCAAAGCUGUCGUGUUCAUUCUGUUAGCUUGCUUUUCACUCACGACGCUCACUUGCAGCACUGUAUCCAAAAAGUCUGUGUCUGUGUGCCUGUGCGCGCCUACGUGUACCUGUGCGCGCGCCCCCCCGUGACAAAGAUACUGAAUGACUGACAGGAGGGUUCACUAACUCCGUUCAUUCUGCUAUAGAGCCAACGCCCCCAGGUGCCGAGAAAAAUGCGCAGAGUGAGACCUCUUCUCUCAUCCAGCGUGUUUGGUAGCGAGAGCGGAGGAAAACAAACGCACGUCAAUUAUCGAGGCUGGCAAAGUUAUCGACCUCGUUUUUAUUUAUCGAGCGAUAAGGCGAUUUAUUGAUUAUCGCGACAGGCCUAGAUCUGAGUAUCAUAUAUUUGAUUUUUUACCACUUUAUUUAUUUCCCAACUUUUUGGUAAUUGGAGUUGUAUGAUUUAGCACACAUCUGACAAUCAUGAAAUCACACAACAGGAUUGUAUGAUUAAACCUUGUUGUAAGCCUUGGACAGACUCUAAUGGUAUGGUGGAUUGUGCUUUCCUCUUGCAGUCGUGGAAACAACAUUAAAGUUCACAUUUGUAGAGAAGUAUCCAGACGAGGCUCCGCUGUGGGAGAUUCAUUCUCAGGAGAACCUGGAGGACAGUGAUGUGGAGGACAUCCUCACUCUACUGCAGCAGCAGGUCUGUCCAUCUCAACUUACAUAUCUUCAUAAUUCAUAUCAGCCCAGGUCCUUAUGAACCUGUAAAUGAGACUGAGUUGACUGUGAUGUUGCACGGUAAAAGCGUCAACAAAAUGGGAAACUCGCAUAUUAAACUGACGUCUCCCUGGCAGUUAGUUGUCUAUCUGUUGCCACUGUGCAUAUGGCCAUGCCGCCAUGCAUGGAGACAGAGAGGAUUCGUACCCACAGUGCACUUGUUGUAGAAAAGUGAAUGUAUGAAUGCAAACUUUCAUCUGAUGUAGGGAUGACCUCUGUAUGAUGAUGAUUAAGAGUAAGUCACUCAAGUAAAAAGUGUGACAACCAACCGCUGUCUCCCCUCAGUGCACGCUUGUCAUGGGAAAAAGGUUGUGGACAAAUAUUUAUCGUCAGUUUUCUUUAACAACAUCAGCACAAGUCUGUUGCCAUAGUAACAUUGUGUAUUGCCUCUGCAGGCGGAGGAGAACCUGGGUAUGGUGAUGAUUUUCACACUGGUCACAGCUGUCCAGGAGAAACUCAAUGAAAUUGUUGACGCCAUGAAAAACAGACGUGAGGAGGAGAAACGACGAAAAGAGAGAGAGGCGGAGGAGGCAGAGAAGGUAGAUUUCUAUCUUUUUGUAAACCAGUGUCACAUUUGACAGCUCAGUCAUAAUUUUGCGCUGAAUGUGAGGGCCAGGAUAUGUGGAUGUUCAGGACAGGCAGCUGUUCCUUGAACCAGCUUCACUCCUCAUUCUGUCCUGUGUUUGUUAAUGUAUUAAAGAGUUAGGGAGUGAGAGCAUAUAAUAGGCUGAUAAUGAUAUUAACAUGACAUUAACAUACAAUAUGUGUGUGCUUGACAGGUAGCAUUUCAGGGUACUGUGGUCACCAUUGAGAACUUCUUGGCAUGGAAAGCAAAGUUUGAGCUGGAGGUGGACGAGCUGAAAAGGAAACGACAGAAAGAAGAGGAGCAGGCGGGAAAACACAAACUGACUGGUAAGCUCUGGUUCUAUCCAUGAAAGUUGCUGAGGAUACAAAAAUACAUAAAGAUCUGAAUUUGGAAUAUGUGUCUGUCACCAGGUAAACAGUUGUUUGAGACAGAUCACAAUCUGGACACAUCUGACAUCCAGUUCCUGGAGGAAGGUAUGAAGUCUUUUUGGGUGUAAUUCUGAGAGUUUUAGAGAACAGUUCUUGUUUUUGACCCUGACAGGCUCAGGUAGUUACUCUAAGGGUGCACUCACACUAAGCCCCGUUGCCUCAUAAAAUGCUGUGCUUUUUGGCCACAAGUACCCAGAAAUAUUAGCUCAGGGACUGCUUUGGAAGAGCAAAACGGUUCCUGUGGCCCACCGGGGCCUAAAGUCCAGUUACAUCCAGGACAGUCAUUUGUAAAUGAAGUUACUGGCACAGCUCUUUGUUUGAGUUUCUGGUAGCAGAUAAGUUUAAUGAAUUAUUGAAUAUGAUCAGGUUAUAUUAACGGCCUUUGGUGCCUCAGCUGGGCUUCCAAUGUAAACAAGAUAGUUUCCGGAUAAGACCAACCCUGAAACUGUUAAAAACACCCAAAAGCACCGCAGGGACGGAAGAGUCAGGAUUCAUGUAGUUUUAGUUUUAGUCACAGAUAACAUGAGGUAGUGUAGGAUAGAACUCAGGAUCUCAUCUAUCCUGUGUGUGUGUGUGUGUGUGUGCGUGCGUGCGUGCGUGCGUGUGUAUAUAGGAAGGUUGAAUUUAUUGUCCCCAUGAGGAAAUUCAUUUGCAUUAAGUUGAAAACUGAAAACAUGCACAAAGACAGCACACAUACACAGUUCCAUACGCUGUCCCAUAUAAAACAAAACAACUCAGAAAAGACAAUAUAAAAAUACUACUGUACUGUACUUUGUCAAUUCAAAAAGUAUUUCAAUAAUUAAUGUAUCUGUGCUCAGACCAGCUGAACCAGUAUCUGAAAGUAAAGAAUAAAGCUGCCCACAAUCUAUUUUAGUUUGUUCAACUGUAAAAUCACCUGUGGUACAAACGACCGCCUGGACCUGUUCUUGGUGAGGGCUGGGCACUGGUAUCUGCGGCCUGAGGACAGCAGCUCAAACAGCUGUGUGUGUGUGUGUGUGUGUGUGUGUGUGUGUGUGUGUGUGUGUGUGUGUGUGUGUGUGUGUGUGUGCAGCUGCCAGUGAUAGUGACACACUUUUUUUUUCAUCUGCAGGUGGAAACAACGUGGAAGUGGACGAGUCUCUGUUCCAAGAGAUCGAGGACUUGGACCUGGAUGAGGAUGACCCAGAUUUUGACCCUUUAGAGAUGGGCAGCGAUGAGGACUAAACCUGGAUCAGAACUGUAAGACUGACAGGACUGAACCGAGUUUGUAGAAUAAUCACAAUAAUUAAACAGCUGCUUUUAUUUUGAAAAGAAAGACUCUGACAGCAGCUGAAGAGAGGAUCAGAAGAAAAAAAACACAUAUAAACAGCCAUGAGUGUUGAGUAAUACAUCAACCAGAUACUGUCUAUGCUGGCUCUGCUGCUGUGUGACGGGCUAGAGUGUGACCAGCAGGAGGCAGUAUGGGGUCACCCAGAAGGUUCAGGAAGUACUCAGAAACACAUCAUCCCAAUAAAUACUCUUCUACAGAUGUCAGUUUUCUGUGUUCACACUUUGUGUAUGAAACUAAAGGGGUAUUCCAGCCAAAUGUAAAAACUAAAUUUAAUAAACCUUUUUAGAUACAAGUUUUGAUUUUUUUGAAAGAGCUCAUUUGAUCAUUUAAUAGAUGAAUAUUUAUACAAGGACAGGUAUACGUAAUCUUGGUGGGGUUGUGAACAUGUUUUCUAAUGAUGUGACUGACCUUCAGCUCUUGUGGAUGAGCUGCAGGAAACAGAUAGCAGGCAUACCAGAGUACAAAUAAUAAGAUGGUCUGUGGCUUCUACCCCAGAACACUUUUAUUUACUUCAUUUUGGUGAAUAUUUCAAUUCUGCUGGAGGAAAAACAACUAAAGUUAUUGAUAUCUGAUCACCAAAAGAUGCAUGCUGCUUCCUGAGCGAAGCUGGCCUCUUGUGAGUUCAUCAAAUAUCCUUUCACAUCAUAAUUUAAAGCUGAGUAAAUGUAGGUCAAAUCAAAGAAUAUUUGAUUCCACAUUCUCUCAAGUGGAGGGGUGUCUAAAAAGGUAAUUUCCCAUUUUUUACAUAGUGAAGGGCUGCAGUGAGCACAUGGACAUGUUUCAUCUUUUUGAAGAGCAGCUACCUAAAAAAUAUGUCAGGCAUUCGCAUACACCACUAUCAAAAUUCAGUCCAGCCCUCUGCUGAGAUGAGAAUCUGUUCUUUAUGGGUCAAAGUUAUCCAAAGUUCAAACAACACAAACAACUGAAGGUUUGAUCAAGAUUGAAAAAACUGGAAUACCCUGAUUCAACCCAACUAGCAAUGACUUAUUUUUUAUUUGAAGAUUUGAUGCAAUCUCAAAACUGCAAGGGGGAUGGGAGCCCCCUGCUGCCCUCAUGUCUGCUUCAGAGGUGGAGGCUCCUGAGGUUAAUCAAACAUUAUAAAAGGUCGUUUUGGUAGCUGCUCCCCUGAAAGAUGAGUGAUGACACGCACUCUGCACUCGAUGCCCUUCCAGUAAAAAAUAAAUAAAAACUCUGGAUGCUCUUUGAGUAUAAGAACGUAAAAAGAAAAAUAAAGUUCACCCUUGAACAGUC
Molecule: messenger RNA, 9158 nt
Organism: Xyrichtys novacula (pearly razorfish)
Lineage: Eukaryota; Metazoa; Chordata; Actinopteri; Labriformes; Labridae
Source: the annotation of a GenBank genome assembly